UGUUCUUUUUUAAAUGACAGUUUAAUUUUCUUUUUUUUUCUUUUUUUAAUUUGACUCUCUUCUUAUUUGUUAACAAUUAAUUUUUUAAUUCUCUAAUUAGUCAAUUAACUUAGUGGUGUUAAGUUCUCUGAGUGUAAUUACAGCGAUCAAAUGUCAAUCGUUAAUCUGAGCUUUAGCUUUUAAAUCAUUUUCUUGUGAUCAGCUGUUUGUUUCAUUAAAUUGUGUUUUUCUUGUUUCUCUCAAUUACAUUAACCAUUGUCCAAUUGCGAUUUGAUGUUUGAUUGAUACAUCACUUUCUCCAUGGCCAAUAUCAGCAGUUAUAACACCGACAUGGGCUUUAAUGGGGAAGAUAAUAUUGAUGUUGAUUUUACAAAACGGGAACUACAACAGAAACACUACCGAUUGUUGAAUGAAUUACAGACCAUGUCCAGUGAAAUACCAAUGGAAUAUCAACAGAGAAUUCCUCAUGAGCUGCUCUCAAGUUUGGCUAAUUGUCUUCUCGAUGAUACCAUUUUCCAAAUAGUUAACGGGCUCCGAGAUAUUCAACAAUUAACUGAGAAAAAUUUAUUCGAAAAACGCAUGAAAACAUUAGAAGGACUUAAAGCUAGAAAACUAUCUCUACAUAAAAGUCACAAGGAACAUAUCGCUGCUGGAACCAUGACCAUGGACCAAGUUCGUGAUGCUGAAGAUGCUUUCGAAGUUCAAAUGUGUGAAGAAAUGAGAAAAUUUGAUAUGGAACUUAUCAUGGAAUUGGAUCAAAUUGUCUCCGAUCAACAAGUUACUCUAGAAAGAGCAGGAGUUCCAGGAUUUCAUGUAACUAAUAAACCAAAUGAGAUUAAAUUACAAAUGUAUUUUCUACAAUUUAUUCUAAGUCUUCAUGACGAUGUUCAAAAGUAUUAAAUAAAACAAAAAGAAUUGAAUAAAAAAUAAUAAAUUGCACAGAGAAUUUUUUUCUCUACCCUCAC
This is a messenger RNA of Panonychus citri (citrus red mite), 965 nucleotides long. RefSeq names its product protein DGCR6-like (gene gdl). The record is from RefSeq and is a predicted model, not a curated record. NCBI's taxonomy places the organism in Eukaryota, Metazoa, Arthropoda, Arachnida, Trombidiformes, Tetranychidae. The coding region runs from base 301 to 900 and encodes 199 amino acids. The transcript has 3 exons.